This is a messenger RNA of Carassius auratus (goldfish), 3138 nucleotides long. RefSeq lists its product as uncharacterized. The record is from RefSeq and is a predicted model, not a curated record. The transcript has 7 exons. The coding region runs from base 1587 to 2570 and encodes 327 amino acids. Lineage: Eukaryota; Metazoa; Chordata; Actinopteri; Cypriniformes; Cyprinidae.
GAGGGCUCUAGCGCAGCAGAGAGCGAGGGGGAGUGACCUGUAAGCUGUGAUCGUUCAAAAUUUCAGGCUAAGUCAACGUUUUCUAAAAGUUUCCUACUGCAGCUUUCAGUGUUUUUUAAAAAAAUGCAAUCGAUUGGUGAUUCAUAAUUAUCAUCAUCACUUGCUGACAAUCGUUCAUUUAAAAUUGAUGAGGUAAAAGGUCAUUAAGUUUUGCUUAAUUGUUGUGUGGUUCGCCUUACCUGUGAAGUGAUGUAUACUCAUUUACCACAUUUGAUUUUAACCACAACAUAAUUUUACCACAACUAUCAUGUUUAAAAUACCAAUGCCGUAGUAAAGCAUCAGUAAUUUAGUGGUUAUUGUGUUGUGUGUAGAUACUGUAGUAAAACCAUGGUGAUAUUUUGCAGGGCUGUGGUCGUUUCUUCGUAAGGUUUGUGCUUCUAAUUAUUGUUUUGAAAUAAAUCCAUAAUGUUAUCUGCAUACAUACUUAAAGCAUAAUAGAUAGAUAGAUAUGCAUGUUUUUUGUACAGUUAUACUUUGUGUGGUAACAGCAGGGUGUUGUGGACAGACAGCAAAGCUUUGCAGGUGUCUGUGUGACCUGUCCUGCCUUUGAUCUUUUGCUUGGUACAACCCUUUUUCUCUCUAUGAUUGGGAAAUUCCCAGACUAUGCCACAGACCCUAGCAGUCUCGCUGCCCAGCUGCCUCAGAUGGUACCUGUGCCUUGUCCGGGAUGGCUGCUGUCAGUUUAGACAAAGACGUACUGACACGGCUGCCGGAACUAAAGGCCAGGGUGACUUCUAUCUAUGGAACCAUCCUGAAAAUGGAUUCCACUAAAAAGUAACUGGCUGCUGCGGUAUGGAUCACAGAUGUGGGAAAUGAGUUUGAGCAGGUCCUCAUGUGUGUCCUCACUGAGGCAGAGGGUGACUGUCAGCUUCCCAUGUGCUCGUGGAGCGGUACCGGAGAGCUGGAGAAGCUCCUGCCCAAGUCCUCUAUGUGGACCGUGACUGUUGCUCUGCCACGGGGAAAGGAAAGGUAGAGGAAUGUUUAGUUAGUGGGACCAGCUGCUUGUCAGGCUGGACGUGUGGCACUUCAUGCGGAGAUUUGCAAGAGGAGUGACCACAGACAGCCACCCGCUUUAUGGCCCCUUCAUGAAACGCCUCACCGGUUGCAUCUUUGAAUGGGAUGCUUUGGAUGUGGAGAGGCUAAAUGAGGCCAAGCGGUCGACAGGCUGCCAGCCCACCCUUAAAGAACUGGCAAAGCAUUGCCGCCGCCGCACUCGAGGGGCCCAGGAGACUGAGCAGCUCACUGAGAAGUUGCUUAUAGACAUUGAUGGGGCUACGGGCACCAUGGGCAUCAAGCUCCUUGACCAGGAGAGGAUGCGGGAGAUCUGGCAGACCCAGCAGUGCCACAUGCAGUGCAUCCAGGAUCCGCCAGGUGUAUAGCUGUACAGGAAGACGGGACAGGUGACCAAGGAUGGGGUCAUUCUACAUGUGUACCACUGUGCACGUGGCUCGACAUCUCUGGAGUCAUUCCACCUGCACUUGAGUCGCUUUGUACCAGGUACAAGUGCAAAUGCAUUGCAUUUUCUAAUGUACCUGUUGGAAGCACUGGUGCAGUGGAACGAAGCAUGUGGGGUCGCUGCAGUUGAAGGUGCCAGCAGAGAGGAGAUCUGUUAUGGUGGCCAGCUGCUGCAGUACUGUAAUGUACUGAGCCAGCAGCUUCUGGGUCUGAAAUUGCCUCAGGAUUACAAUAGCCCCAGAGAGCUCUUUGGUGUGGAAUGUUUGUAUUCCCAAACCAGAAGAGCGUUUGAGGAAGACUUAGGUGUAGAUCCUGACAUUCCAGAUGGGAUUCGGGAUGAAGACCUACAGGGUGAUCUGGAGAGUAUUGAGGGGUUUGAGGAUCUGUGCCUUGAGUCCACUGAAUUUUUGGAAAUCGAGGGCAAUGACCUGCAGCCCCCUCAGGGACAGACAGUGGCCCUACAACCUCCUGAUCAGCCCUCAUCAUCAUCAGCAGCAGCUGAGUCUUCCAGUCCUGCCUCGGCCACUCAGAGCCAGAUGGAGAGUGUGGGACCUGACAGCCAAGCUGGUUAUGACCACGUCAUUAGGCUGGCCGACAGUCUGGUUGACUUGCGCCAUCAGGGGUUUGUCACUCAGAGUAAGUUGGAUGAGAUUGUUGUGCUGUGGAACAACCUGUCAGAUCAUGACAAGGGCACUCUCAUCUAUCCCCCCCACCACCGUGACAGAGUCCUGAAGGGUCGCUUCAAGGUCAGCCAUUCGAAGACCAAUGUGAUACCCGGAACUGAAAGUCUGAAGAGAUGCUUCCUUGGUGAAGGUGGACCAGCUCAGUGGCCCAGCACAAGCAGAGUAGUGGAAGCCAUCUGCCUGGCUCUCUGCCGAAUUUACCCUGCCGGUCAGACCAUCGCUGGAGUCCGGGUAAACCGAUGGGCUGCCAUCCUAAGGGAUUACAGGAUGAUCCGAGAUAUAGUCCUGGGCAGCCCCGGAAUCAUUGCUCAGACAAAAUUAAAACUGUUUGAGCUAAACCAGCUCCAUCUCCCAGGAACAAUGCCCGAAUAAAGAGUCAGGAGAGGGAGGUCUUGCAGCAGGACAUUGAGCCUCUUACUGCUCCUUUGGUGGCCCCUGAACAGCUCCCACUGGUACUGCCAAAACUACUGGAAGCAAUCCAGAAUGGUCACUCAUCCUUUGAGUUUUAAAAUUCCGUACAGGCAGCACUGUGUUCUCGAGGGCCAGCUUCCACAAUUGGGUUUGACACCAGUACCCCAAGUCCCUUCUGCCACCUCUGCGUCUGUACCUGCUGCUGCUGCUGCACAUACAGCUACCGCAGCACCUGCAACACCCAUACCUGUUGUGGGAGCACCUGUACCAGUUGCAACAGCAGAUGAGAAGAGGGUUCCCAGGACCACAUGGAAAAAAAAGAAGCUGGUAGAGGCAGCAGCUGCAGCUUAAGGUUUGGCCGCUAGGAAAAGAAAAUUACCUCUGCAGUUCCUUUGGCAAAAGUGUUGGCAGCCUAAGACUAAAGAAUUUGGCCACGGCCAGUUCAGGGGUGUCCACUUGUGCAAAGGUUUCUGGGAAGACUGUGUCACAAUGGAUGGAGGAAGUCAAGAGAGGACAGCCAAAAUAAUCG